GAUAAAUGUGCUUAAGAAUGUUAUAGUGACUUGUAUAUAGGUGUGAUAAAAUAAUAGUACUUUGCAAACUAAUAAUACUUUGCAAACAAACAUUAUUUUCGCAUAUGAAUUUUAACGCUUGAGUGAAUCAUGAAGUUACGCAAGAUGUCACCUUGUAGGACAACAUUUUACCUGAUUUUGCUGUCGGCAUUCUGCGUCAAAGCUGAAAUACCAGCUCUAGGUGCUGAUGAAAACUUCCCACGUGCUGAUCCCAAAUUUAGUGCGCCUAUUGCAAACGUUACCGUUCCUGUUGGAAGAGAAGCAAUUUUAACAUGUGUUGUUCAGGAUCUCUCUUCGUUCAAAAAUUUGUUUAAAGAUUCCUACUAAGAAAAUAUGGAAACUCAGACAGAUGUUUUCAAUAAGCAGAAAAGACAAUAUUGUGAUGAGGAAAGUGUUGAGCAACUAUGUUCUCCAAAAAGGUUUAAGCAAGAUGAUGAAAUGCAGCAUAGUCAGCAAGAUAAUAUUUCUCAAAUAGAUGAGAAUACUGAGAAUUCUUCGUUACCGAUGAGAGCUGAUGAGGGACAAUAUGCUAAAACAAAAAAAGGAAAAAAACUUUCUAAAAAAGAAAAAGAGAACGAAGAUUUGAAUAUACAAAAGAGCAAAAGAGAACAGUCUUAUCGCGCAUUGAAGUAUCUUCUUAAUAAAAGUAGUGUGUAUUCCAAAUAUAUAGAGGAGAGAAUGAGUAACAACAUGCAAAAUGUUAAAACCAAAAAUCAUUCAGCUACACAGCCUGACAUUGAUUUAGCUCAGAUAAGAAAUUCCUCCAAUGAACAGGCAAGAGCAAUGAAUAUAUCAUUGCUUGAGAAUGGUAAAUUAAGAGAUUACCAGCUGGAAGGAGUUGAAUGGUUAAAGGUUCUUUACGAAAAUGGAGUGAACGGAAUUCUUGCAGAUGAAAUGGGUCUUGGCAAAACAAUUCAAACUAUUGCUUUUAUCUGUCAUUUAUAUAAUGAGGGUGUCCGGGGGCCUUUUCUCAUAUGUGCUCCUUUAUCUACCUUACCCAAUUGGUCUUCAGAAUUUAAGAGGUUUGCUCCAAAACUUCCAGUUGUUCUCUUCCAUGGUGACAAGGAAACAAGGAAAAGUUUAGUCUCCUCUAUUUUAAAGAAAAAAUACAUUGUGGGUGAUAAAACACAGUGCCGUCCUGUAGUUUUGACUAGUUAUCAAACACCGUUGACCGAGCAAGCGAUCAUGUCAGUGCCCACAUGGUCGUAUAUUAUAAUUGACGAAGGCCAUAGAUUAAAAAGUCAUAAAACUCAACUAUAUAGAGUUUUGCAAUCAUUCAAGUCAAUGAAUCGCUUACUCUUAACUGGUACUCCUUUGCAAAACAAUUUAAGGGAAUUAUGGUCAUUACUACAUUUCCUCUUGCCUGAAAUUUUCACUGAUUUUGAAAUUUUUGAAGCAUGGCUUGACGUAGAUGAUCUGAAGAAUGAUGCUGAUAAGUUUAUUAAGAAGGAGCAGGAAACUCGUGCUUUGUCUAUGAUGCAUGAUAUUCUGAAACCUUUUGUGUUGCGCCGUUUAAAAACUGAUGUCGCUCUAAGCCUUCCUCCCAAGAAAGAACUGAUAGUAUAUUGCCCCCUCUCUGUCAAGCAAAGAGAUUUAUACAAAUAUGUUGUAGAUAGAAAUAUUGAAGAAUUAGCGAAUCCAGGCAAAAAAGAAUUUGAAAUUUUGCCAGAGAAGCGGCCUACUAAGGCUAGAACCUCAAACUUUUUUAAGGAAUGUGAAUCAGACGAUGAAUUCGAUUUUUACGAGGAUGUAUUAAAUCUUCCUAGCAGUUUCACGGAUAUUCCAAAAAAAGUAAUACGUGAACUAGUCAGAAUUACUAUGCAAAAUACUGCAAUGAUGUUUCGCAAAAUUGUGAAUCAUCCAUAUCUGGUUCAUUUUCCUUUGGAAAAGGAAUGCAUACAAGGUGAAACGCCGGUUCUUCGUAUUGAUGAAGAACUUGUAACUCAGUCCGGUAAAAUGAUGAUGCUUGACGCGUUGAGUAGUCGACUUAUUGCUGGAGGGCACAAAAUACUUAUAUUUAGUACUCUGACUAUGAUGCUCGACAUUAUUGAAGAAUUCGUUAUAAUGAGAGGCUACGACUACCGGCGACUAGACGGCGGUAAAAGCUUUGAACAACGAAGUGAAGCUAUACAAGAAUUUAAUACUGAUCCUGAAGUAAAGAUAUUUUUAUUAUCCACGAGGGCUGGAGGUCAAGGUUUAAAUUUAACUGCAGCUGAUACUGUGAUCUUGUAUGACAGUGACUGGAAUCCUCAAGUAGACAUCCAAGCUCAGGACCGGUGCCAUAGAAUUGGACAAACAAAGCCUGUGAUAAUAUAUCAAUUUGUAACUAGAGGUACUAUUGAUGAAGUCAUCAUUUCAGUUGGGGAGAAAAAACGAAAACUGGAGAAACUUAUAAUACAAACAGAUAAGUUCAAAUUAGUUGGUAAGAAAUUACAAAUAACAGAAAAGGCUGAAUUAGAGAAUUUGAAAAAACUUCUCACUGAAGAUGAAAAAGUAGUUGUUACUUCUGGUGAAAGUGUAAUUAGUAGCGAAGAACUGGAUAAACUAUUAGAUCGCUCAGAUCUGCUACUCAACAUAAAUAAUAAUAAGAAAUAAUAUAUUUCGCACUGUCAUUAGGAUUGGUUUAUAUUUAUUUAUCAUUUAUUAUUCUUAUAGGAGUUUACCAAAUAAGUUGAGUUUUAGGUAGUUCUACAAUGUAAAAAAAUAUCAUAUGACGUUGAUCUUCAUAUUGAUAUAUCAUAUUUAUAUGUAAUGUCUACCUCAAAUCACUACAUGUUUUUUAAAUAAUUUUUUACAUAACGACUAUUUUUAAUCGUUCGAAUCGAAAAUCAAAGAUAUCAGUAGAUAAUAAUAUAGGUACAUUUUUAAAUGUUAAUAUUCAUAUUUUUUGGUAUCUGAACAGAACAGUCAGAACAAUGUGUUAUAUGAGCUGUUGAGCUGUAAUUCUUGAAUCCUUUUAUUAGAAGGUAAUUUGGUGAUGGACCAUACUCUCUUUGAUAAAAUUAUUAGUAGAUUUAAUAUCAAUAGUGAUAUUGUUGCAAUGCCUUCCCUAUAUUUUUAUUUCUCUUUGAGUUUUACGAGCAGAUCUAUAAUAAUGAUAUAUGAAAUUAAACAAAUUAUUUUCUACUAUUCAAAAUAAUUUCAUUCCAAACAGAACCAUGUACAACCUGGCCAUUUACAAACGUACCAAAUGAAAAAUCCUCACUAUUAUUUCCACUCGUAUGAAUUUCAUAUAUGUAUACUCAUUCAAAUAUCAUGAAGCAGAGGUUUUGUUUACAUAAUAGUUUGCUCAUAGAAGUAAUGCACAGUGUAUAGGCGCAUGUAACUGGGCAUUUGUACGUGACGUAAUCAAAUUAAUUCGCACGAAAUGCCGUUCACAUGUGUGUUUUGUUUGCCCAUAUGUGUUUACAUAAAACAUGUGCAAAUUCAAUGCGUUCGAACUUCGUUACUCGCUCGAAAUUCGGUCUAGGUACGUACAGUGUUAACUAGAACACAGGCAAUAUACUGCAUUUGUUUGGCAGAUUUUUUUAUGAUUUUUUGGUAAAACACAUUCGGCUUUUUCAUGACCAAAGGAAUGUAAUAAUACGAAUUCUAUUCACAAAACAGAAAAUAAAUGUUUAAUACCAUUUGGAAAAAAGAUAGUAGAUUACACCCUCCCAGAGUAUAGAAUGUUCUAAAAUCGACUAAUUUAGACAUUAUGACAAAUUUGUUAAUUUGACCUUCAUGUCAUUUUUAGUUUAGAAUCGCAUAGCACAUACAUAUCCUUUUGACAGUUUGUUAUUACCAAUUCAUACAAAGAUAGAUCCGUAACAUAGCAUUGCCAUAACAUUUCUACGUUAUCAGAGAGUUGGUCUCAUGUUUUUAAAUAAAAA
Messenger RNA from Ctenocephalides felis (cat flea), 3911 nucleotides. RefSeq names its product lymphoid-specific helicase-like. The transcript is spliced from 5 exons. The record is from RefSeq and is a predicted model, not a curated record. Gene Ontology annotation, cellular component: nucleus; pericentric heterochromatin; neuron projection. Gene Ontology annotation, molecular function: ATP binding; ATP-dependent chromatin remodeler activity; chromatin binding. Gene Ontology annotation, biological process: DNA methylation-dependent constitutive heterochromatin formation; lymphocyte proliferation; pericentric heterochromatin formation. The coding region runs from base 373 to 2634 and encodes 753 amino acids. Lineage: Eukaryota; Metazoa; Arthropoda; Insecta; Siphonaptera; Pulicidae.